UGCCAUGGUGUUACGCAAGUACAUACUUGGAUUGAAAUGUUAUGUACUUUUAAAAAAAAAAAAAAGUCUUCAUGUUCUCGUCGUCUUUCAAACAGGCAUGGACCACUCCUACGUAUGCAGCGUUUUCAAAUUGAUAUACGAGAAUAUCUACUUUCGAUCACGUGUCUUGGGGCGAGUAAGUGGGAUAGCGCGUCAUCUCGCCUUCCCAAAUUUUUCUUCUGUUCGGAUCCAAAGCAUUCAUUUUGAUCCAACGGAGAACCGAAGGGAAUAAUGUUUAACUCUUUCAAUCUAGGUAACUUCUGCACCCAGUCUCAUAAACAAAGGACUUCCGAGUUUGGAGAGCGGGCAGGCUGCGCCUCAAAACUCUAUCUCCCCAGCACCUAUUACACCCCAGAAUUUUCUGCCGUUUCUUCGUUUUUACCACAGGCCCAGUCACGGCAAAUCACUUAUUCCUAUUCCACUAACUUCACGCAAGUUCCGCCAGUCAGGGAUUUAUCAUAUGAGUUGAAUCCGCUGGGUAAGUGGCACCACAGAGGGAACUAUUCAUCUUGUUUUGCGGAGGAGGACAGAGAUUGCCUUCCGCCGUCAGCCACCAUGACAGAAAUGUUUAUGAAGAACGAAAAUGUCAACAGUCACCACCACUAUCACCACCACCAGGGUAACCAUUCCAGCACUGGCUUUUACUCCAGCAUUGGAAAGACCAACGUUUUCCCGCAAAGUUUUGGUCGUUUUUUUGACUGUUCCCAUAGCGGACCAGAUGGUGGACUGGAAGAUAACUGUUUACAGAAAGGCUCUGGAAAGCCUGAGCCCGCUUCUCAAGUCCUCCGCAGUGCUGUAGAUGUAGAGAAAGAGCACGAGAGCGACAAAAACACAACCUCGGGUUCUUUUGAAACCUCUUCGGGGACAAAAAACGACAACCAAACCAAAUCCGCUGCCCUACGAAUGAGGAAGAAGCGAUGUCCAUACACCAAGUUUCAGAUCCGAGAACUCGAGCGAGAAUUCUUCUUUAAUGUUUAUAUCAACAAAGAGAAGCGGCUUCAGCUCUCCAGAAUGUUAAACCUUACUGACCGACAGGUCAAAAUUUGGUUCCAGAACAGAAGGAUGAAGGAAAAGAAGUUAUGCCGAGAUCACCUGCAAUAUUUCUCUGGAAACCCAUUGUGAACUGUGAACUUUUCUUCGAGGGACGAAAUGUGACUUUUGAAAGGAAACGGAACCGAUCAUUUGUUUUUCUUAGCCUACUUCAGUGAAUGUUUCUCCGAGAUAUACUGGCGUGCAAAUAGAAACGAAUAUUUGCAUUAACUCGGAGACAAAGAAAAAGCAUGUUUCGUUAUUUUGUAGUAUAUUACAAUGAGAUUGUAAGAUCAUACACCAAAUAGCAAAAGUACUCAUUAUUAUUACGUUGCUGCUGCCGGCUCUGCUUCAUCAGGAUGUGAACAACUGCAGUAUUUAAUGUCUCUUAACACCACUGUAUUGUUUGCGUUUCCCAAACUGGAAAAAGGGUUACAUACAAUUGCAUAUGCAUAAAUAUUUGAAAAAAAAUAUAACUCGUAUGUUAAAACAGCCCAGUACAUUACAAUCAGAUAUGAAUAUGUAUGACUAAGAAUGUUGUUUUUCCGAUAAUUCAAGAUAAGAAUCAUCGGAUUGUCCUAUUUAAACAAUACAUUAAUAAUUUGUCAUAUUUGUUGGUAACUCUUGUGAAAAAGAAAUGCGCUUAAUUGUACUGAAUGUGAAUUUGUAGUGUACUUCAAAUCUUAAAAGUACACUUUAAAAAAAACUAAUUACAAAUUAUAUAAUAUUAAUAAAAGGCCAUUUAAGUAUACUUAGAAGAGUUCGCUUUUUAAAAGUGCACUUUGUAAUAACGUCAAAUUGAACAUUUUACUUUAAAGUAGAUUUUCAGUCAUUAUGUUGUGAUAAUCUUGUCAUCCUGCUAUAAAGAAGUACAGUUAUUUUGAUGUGUUUCCAUAUUAAAGCACAUAAAGUACUUGAUUAUUACUAAGUGUUAGGCCUAUUUGAUAUACAUUUGAAGAAGUGAAAACAUACUGAAUUUAAUAUAAUGUACUAAAUUACAAUUUCGUCAUUACAAAUCCGUAAUUACACUUAACAUGUCAUAAAAGCAUAAAUAUAAAUGGCAUUAAAGUAUAUUUUAGUUUACCACAAAUACUUGUUAGUAUCCGACAGUACACUUUAACUAUAUAUCAAAUAGAAUUAUGAAAUUACAUAUAAAGUAUAAUUAACAUAUAUAAAACAUAAUUGUACUUAAAUCAACUAAUUGC
Molecule: messenger RNA, 2273 nt
Organism: Megalobrama amblycephala (Wuchang bream)
Lineage: Eukaryota; Metazoa; Chordata; Actinopteri; Cypriniformes; Xenocyprididae
Gene: hoxc11b
Product: homeobox C11b
Exons: 2
Coding region: 271-1161 (296 amino acids)
Biological process (GO): anatomical structure development; regulation of transcription by RNA polymerase II
Cellular component (GO): nucleus
Molecular function (GO): RNA polymerase II cis-regulatory region sequence-specific DNA binding; DNA-binding transcription factor activity, RNA polymerase II-specific
Source: RefSeq, a predicted model, not a curated record